This is a messenger RNA of Penicillium cataractarum, 1503 nucleotides long. RefSeq lists its product as uncharacterized. The transcript is spliced from 3 exons. Gene Ontology annotation, molecular function: cysteine-type deubiquitinase activity. Lineage: Eukaryota; Fungi; Ascomycota; Eurotiomycetes; Eurotiales; Aspergillaceae. Gene Ontology annotation, biological process: protein deubiquitination. The coding region runs from base 1 to 1503 and encodes 500 amino acids. The record is from RefSeq and is a predicted model, not a curated record.
AUGUCUACCCUCACACACGGUGGCAGAAUUGUGCCCAUACUUACGAGUCACGAACAACACCAACAACUCGACUCCACCACCCCAUCCCCCGACAUGCUACUAGAACCCAAUUUCCCUCAAUCAACAAUUGAUCAACCCCCGCUGCUGGAUCAGCGGGUUGACUCUGAACCCAUGCGUCGGAAGAAUACCCUUGAUCUCUCCUGUUUGGAGAUGCCUUGCUUGAAGGAACGCGGUCUCUUUGCUUUCCCAACCCAAGGAGAUGGAAAUUGUCUCUACUAUUCACUCUCCGAUCAAUUGUACGGCAACUUCGAUCAUGGUGACGAGAUCCGCCACCAUCUGGCUGACCACAUGGCCAACAACAAAACGUAUUUCAUGCAAUUUGUUGUUGCUCAAGGUGGGGAGCGUCGCCGUCCCAAGCGGGCUGCCGUCUCCGCAUACGCAACUCGUUCUGCCGAAGUUGCAGCUGCGUCAGAGGAGGACAAAGAACGCCGUUUCACAGAAAUGGUGGCUGCAACUCGAAAGAAUGGCGAGUGGGGAAGUUCGGAGCAUCUGCAGGCAUUUUGCCAAGUCUAUCGCGCAGACAUCAAUGUCUACACCAUGGGUGGUAUUCAGGCUUUCAGAGAUGUGAAUGCCUCCAGUGAUGAACACCGAGAUGUGGUUCAUGUUGCCUUUCACGACUUCAAACAUUAUUCGUCUGUGCGGCCAUUGGACGGCACCCACAAGGGGCUCUUUGCUAAGCCGCAGCCACAAGCCCUCGAUCAGACUCCCUUGGAACCCACUGAGGUCAAACAGGACAUCAAAACACACAUUCUCCCUGAUAUUAAAGAUCAGGUUACCGACACCAAGCUAAUGACGCCUCCCUCAUCAUCCUCACCAUCAUCAACCCCCGAAAACCCUGAAACCCUUAACCCCGUUUCCGACACCGAGUCUUCUACCGAUGGCCUUACCACCAAGGCCGCCGACCUGGCCGUUGAUGUUUUCCCUCCUUGGGAUAUCCAGUCCAUCCAGGACGGCCUUGGUGGUCGGUAUGACCGGGAUACCAUCGUGGACAUGCUGCAGAAAUGCCGCGGUGACAUUGACCGGGCAUUCGCCGCUCUCCUCGGUGAGAACAAUGACGGACAAGAGAAACCGUCAAUUCCCGGCCCAAACUUCAAACCCAGUCUCCAGGCAUCACGGGAAUCAUCUCCCUUCAGCACUGGUAGCAAGCGGUCUGCGGACGAUAGUGACGACUCCGAGGACCAACCCCCGACUUCCCGACGAGGGCGUCCAAAGAAGCGGAUCGUCUCUAAUCUGACGCUGGGUGUCGGGAUCUCUUUCCGGGACGACCAGAAUGAGGUCGUCUCGCUUAAUCUGCGGAUGGAGGCAGAUGCCGAGAAGGCAAAGAAGGCGGAGAAGGCCCAAGCCACUCCAGUCAAGGACACGGCUAGCCCCGAACCAUCCGCGGCAGCCGUCACCAAGGGUCCUCGACGGAGUGGCCGGCUUUCAAAGCCCCGGCCUGCUUGA